Tigriopus californicus is the source of this 2782-nucleotide messenger RNA. RefSeq lists its product as uncharacterized. The coding region runs from base 653 to 2710 and encodes 685 amino acids. The transcript has 7 exons. The record is from RefSeq and is a predicted model, not a curated record. NCBI's taxonomy places the organism in Eukaryota, Metazoa, Arthropoda, Copepoda, Harpacticoida, Harpacticidae.
CUUCUUUUGCUUCUUCCCUCUCUUUUCCUUCUUGUGUCCUCUCCUGGAUCGUUGGAGCGUGUCCACGAUUCAGUCCCUCGUCUCCCUGCUUGCUCUGGUCUCUCGUUCCCUCUCUUCAUCACUGGAUCUUGAAUGUGCCAAACGGAUUUGAGAAAAGGAGGUGGAGGUGAAGGAGGAGGAAGAAGGGGAGGAGGAGGAGGAGGAGCCCAACAACAACAACAACAGGGAGGCAGAGGGAAUGAACGAACGAAAGAAAGAAAGAAAGAAAGACAGACAGAAAGAACAGGAGGACAGAGAACGAGAAAGACACGGACCGAGAGAAAACCAAGACAGAGGAGAGCCACUAAACAUCACUCGAAAAGUGGGCCUCCCACCACAAAGAGCCAAAUAUCUAGUUCACAACUUGAAUCCGGGUGGCGAGUGAUUUCAUCAACAAUUUGCUACAGGUGACUUCGCUCGUGGACCGAUUAAGGCACCAAUUAGGCCUGGCCAUUUGAGUCACGCCAACCAAUUCAGGACAUCAGAGCGUGCCGUAUAAGACGAAGGCCACGAACCGAACAUUUCCGUGCGGGCGAAACUCCGCCAAUUGUCUCGAAGGCCGAACCGGCCAUCGGCUCCUUUCAAGCUGGAUUGUUUGAAAUUUUUUGUCGCAAUGAAAGAACACUCGUGUAUCACCUCGGCGCCAGCAGAGAAGCACACCAUGCCUCCUUCCAUUGCUCACAUUCGACCCCCGACGGUAGAUAUACAAGACUUCUCUGUCCCCACCGAGGCCACAGAGGUCCAAGGUGAAGACGCGGAUGAGGUGCUGGAGUUUAGCACGCUCAGUCGAAGGAACUCACCUGCUUCCAUUGACAUGAUGGUCACGGAAGAGAGUAAACCUCGCAAACUCAGUCGGGGGAGUAGCAUUAAAUCACUCUUUGGUGGGUCGAAGGCGCCCAAAACCACGCCAAUGACCCUGUCCCCCAAUGGCACCCCCUCAAAGUCAAGCCGUGCAUCACCCAGUGGACAGAAGCAAUUCCUCCAAGUGGGAAACACGUCAUCCAUCUUCCGCCUUCCCAAACCCCAAGUGAAGCUCCUGCGGAAGACGUCAAGUGUCAAACAGUUGUACAACUCGGUCCUUCACGCUCUCAAAACCAUCGCAUCCUCCAGGGAUGAUAUAGUUCCGGAACUGACAAAAACCUUCUUCGAGAAUAUCUUGCGUGCUUCGGACGAUAGCCCCAAACUUGUGGUCACCAAAGUGACUGUCAAGGAUGAGCAAGAGUUUGGCCGUCACUUUUGUGCCGAGGUCCAUGCCGUCGAAGUCUUUGCCAAGAUCAACAACGAGGAUAUCAAAUAUCACUUAAUCGUCAAGUCACAGCCACAAAACGAAGAUGCCCGAAAAUUCCUCCAACCAAGCCACACGUUCGAGAAAGAGGUCCAAAUGUACGGGCAAGUGUUCCAUGACAUGGCCAACUUUGUCAGACGUACCAGUGUGAUCAGCCUAAACUGCAAAGAUAGCGAAGUGAUCGAUAUUCCACGUUGCUACUACACCCGAUGGGCUGGAGACGACGACAACAUGAAAGAGGAUCUCAUCAUUCUGGAGAACUUGUAUCCCAAGGGCUUCUCGUUUGCCGUGAAUCAAGACGACGGCCUUGAUCGACGCCACUCCGAACUGGUGAUAAGGGAGUUGGCCAAGUUCCACGCCAUAUCCUAUUGUAUGAAGCAAGACCAGAAUGAUUUCAUCCUUGAGCAAUACCCCUACUUGGCUGAGGACUCUUUGUAUCGUGAGAGUACCGAAGGUUUCACCAAACGAACCAUUACCCCUGUCAUGGCCAGUUUGGCGGAAUUGCUCAGAAACACGCCCGAGUACCAAGAGCACUACGAGUGGUUCGUGGACUUGGCCAGAAACUUUCACGGGAUCCAAAUGGAGAUGGUGCGACCGAAGAACCGCUUCGCCGUGAUCUGUCAUGGGGAUUUGUGGCUCUCGAAAAUCCUCUUCAAAUACAUCCACGUGUCCGAUAGUCCUGGCGACACUCUUCCAGCUGAAGUCAAAUUUAUAGAUUUCCAAUCAUCAAGAUUUGCCUCUCUAGCCACAGAUCUGGUUCUAUUCCUGUUCACGUGUGUCAAGACUGAAUUGAGGCGAACCAUGUUGGGCGAACUCAUUAGUUUGUACUACACAACCUUCCUCGUGUCAGUCCGCUCAUUGAACAUGUCAGAUGAACUAUUUUCCAUGGAGGAACUUUUCAUCGAAAUAGAAGAGAACAUUAUCUACGGGUUUUUAGAGGGCAUCUGGUACCUGGAUAUCCUUCAUAGCGGCAAUGUUCCAAAAACAGGAUCCUCCAAUGAUGACGAAGGCGAUGACGACGACGGUGAUGACCUAGAUGCACGAUCAGACUUGGACGAUGGUCGUCAAAGAUAUCUGGACUUCUUAGACGAUGGAACACGGAACGAGGAUGAGCAUGAAGCAGCACAGCUCAAAAGAUGGGAAAAGAAGCUGCUACAAAGUGAAACUAAAGAUCAGAGAGACUACAAAGAAGAAUUCUUUGAACUUCUUAACGAGGUUCUGUUCCUUCAAGGGAAAUCCUCAACUCUUCCCACAGAAGAUCGGAAGAGCUUGCGGGACACAAGUAACAGGUUUCAAGGGAGGAAUUCCUUUACCAGCGCAAUCACACCUUCUUCGGAGGGAGGUACCAAGAACUCCCUUUCACCCACUUUGUCCUUGGCUAACUAAAUGGUGGGACCAUUGACAACUUCUGAUCGAAUGCCCCCAAUCACUCACCCAAUCGAAACCUCACCAAGAACA